Molecule: messenger RNA, 2029 nt
Organism: Fomitopsis serialis
Lineage: Eukaryota; Fungi; Basidiomycota; Agaricomycetes; Polyporales; Fomitopsidaceae
Product: MFS general substrate transporter
Exons: 12
Coding region: 260-1873 (537 amino acids)
Biological process (GO): transmembrane transport
Cellular component (GO): membrane
Molecular function (GO): transmembrane transporter activity
Source: RefSeq, a predicted model, not a curated record
GUCUUUGGGCCGUAAGUCCCAGUCAGCGGUGGUAAUCACCUGUACGAUCUGAGCUCGUCAGCAUUCCGAUAGCCCUCGCUGGUUUCUUUCUAGCGCGAGGUGGUGUUAAAGUGGGAGUGUGUCACCCACGGACGCGAGUUAGCUCCUCGGAUCCCAAGUCGGACGAUUCCUCCACCUUCCAGAUACCGUUGCGUGCAAGACUCACGCCGUUGACGGUCGGACAUAAAGCUCCUUCACAGUUCUUCAUCGUACCACCACCAUGUCGACUCGAAUCCCCUCGGCGAACGAGCCUACGCGAUCCUCUGACGACGUGGAGAAGAAGGAUGCUGUUGCCCUCACGGAGUCUCUUUCGCGGGACCCAUAUCCUCAUGCGUACGCCGAAGAGGACCUAUUUGAAGAGGGAGCCGUGGACGCUGUCUAUCAAGCGAAGGCACGCGUACUGAACGCUGCUGUGCGGGAGAUUGGAAUGGGAAGAUACCAGUGGUAUCUCUUUGUGGUUGCUGGUUUCGGCUGGUUCUCAGAUAGCGUUUGGCCACUUGUGGCAGGUCUCAUACUCAAUCCUGUCGUCGCCGAAUUCCAAGUCGACAGCCAAUGGUUGUCCUUGGCAUUGAAUAUUGGUCUAUUCGCCGGUGCGGUGUUCUGGGCUUUGGGGUGUGAUAUUUGGGGGCGUAGGUGGCCAUUCAACUUCACGUUGUUCAUCGCCGGUGUAUUCGGUCUGGCAGCCGGAGGCGCUCCCAACUUCGUCACCUUAGCCUCCUUGUUUGCUGUCGUAGGGUUUGGCGUGGGCGGUAACAUGCCCGUCGACUCUGCUGUGUUCCUCGACUUCGUGCCGGGAAGCCACCAGUACCUACUGACUAUCCUAUCCAUUUGGUGGGCAAUUGGCCAGUUGGUUGCGAGCUUGAUCGCCUGGCCGCUUAUUUCCAACAUAUCAUGCCCCGAGACUGCAACGACCUGCACCAAGUCCGAGAACAUGGGAUGGCGGUAUCUCCUGUUCACCUUGGGAGGCAUGACGCUUGUUCUUUGGGCCAUCCGCUUCUUCGCGUUCAACCUCGAGGAGAGCCCGCGGUAUCUCGUCGGUCGCGGUCGCGACGCCGACGCCGUUGCCGUCAUUCACAGAAUCGCUGCCUAUAACGGGCGCUCGUCUAGCUUGACCGUGGAGCAGCUCGCGGCGGCCGGAGAGCGCGCUGUGGAGGCGAACAAGGCUGCUGCAGGUGCAGCUGGCCUGCCCACACUAUUGAGCGGAACCUCAGUAUGGACGACGUACCACAUCAGGAGCUUGUUCAAGACCGCGAAGCUUGCAUGGUCAACUAGUCUGUUGAUUGUAAUUUGGGGCAUUAUCGGUCUUGCGUCCACGUUGUACAACAGCUUCCUGCCUUACAUUCUCGCACACCGCGACGCCAAUUACGGAGACAGUUCAUACUACACGACCUACCGUCAAGAAGUCAUACUCGGCGCGAUCGGUGUGCCAAGCGCGCUGAUUGCUGGGUGGGCGGUCGAGCUUCCGCGUAUCGGACGGAAGGGUACUCUGGCAAUCUCCUCGGGGCUCACUGGUGUCUUUCUCUUUGCGAGCACCACCUCCCACAGCUCAAAUGCGCUGUUGGGAUGGAACUGCGGGUACGCCUUUGCAAGUAACAUCAUGUAUGGUGUCUUGUAUGCUAUAUCGCCUGAGGUGUUCCCUGCGAAAGACCGAGGUACAGGUAACGGCCUGACAGCCACUGCGACUCGCGUCUUCGGGAUCAUAGCUCCAGUGAUAGCGAUGUACGCCAACCUCGAGACAGCGGCGCCCGUGUAUGUUUCGGGCGCCCUGAUCAUAGGCAGCGGAGCUCUGGUGCUCCUUCUACCCUAUGAACCUAGGGGGCGGACGUCCAGCUGAGCUAAUCCGUGGAAAGGUAGGUAUGUUAAGACUGGUUUGGUACGAGUAGUCACUUCGUGAUAAAGCAAUGGUUCUUCUUGGUGCUGUAGCCGUACUUCUUGUUGUUUGUUGUAGAAUGGUAUAGGCUCAAUGUAUGACUGUAAUGAGCUCCCCUCU